This is a messenger RNA of Oryza brachyantha (malo sina), 1306 nucleotides long. Its product is annotated as peroxidase 1. Gene Ontology annotation, biological process: hydrogen peroxide catabolic process; response to oxidative stress. NCBI's taxonomy places the organism in Eukaryota, Viridiplantae, Streptophyta, Magnoliopsida, Poales, Poaceae. Gene Ontology annotation, cellular component: plant-type cell wall; plasmodesma. The coding region runs from base 94 to 1074 and encodes 326 amino acids. Gene Ontology annotation, molecular function: heme binding; peroxidase activity. The record is from RefSeq and is a predicted model, not a curated record. The transcript has 4 exons.
CAGCAGCCACCAGCUCAAGCGUUCUCUUGUAGCCUUGCCUGUAGCCUACCUAGCCAAGAAGCUAGCUAGCUCGUCUAAGGUUGGUGGUGAUCGAUGGCGUCGUCGAGGGCGAUCCUAGCGCUGCUGCUCGCGGCGGCGGCGGUGGCGUCGUCGGCGUCGGCGCAGCUGGACGAGAAGUUCUACAGCCACUCGUGCCCCAGCGUGGAGGCGGUCGUCCGCAGGGAGAUGGUGCGCGCGCUCGCCGCCGCGCCCAGCCUCGCCGGCCCGCUCCUCAGGAUGCACUUCCACGACUGCUUCGUCAGGGGUUGCGACGGCUCGGUGCUGCUCGACUCGGCCGGGAACAACACGGCGGAGAAGGACGCGACGCCGAACCAGACGCUCCGCGGGUUCGGCUUCAUCGAGAGGGUCAAGGCCGCCGUGGAGAAGGCGUGCCCGGGCACUGUCUCCUGCGCCGACGUGCUCGCUCUCAUGGCCAGGGACGCCGUGUGGCUGAGCAAGGGCCCGUUCUGGGCGGUUCCUCUCGGCCGGCGCGACGGCAGGGUGUCCAUCGCCAACGAGACCGACCAGCUGCCGCCUCCCACCGCCAACUUCACCGAGCUCACCCAGAUGUUCGCCGCCAAGAACCUCGACCUCAAGGACCUCGUCGUCCUCUCCGCCGGGCACACGAUCGGGACGUCGCACUGCUCCUCCUUCACCGACCGGCUGUACAACUUCACCGGCCUGGACAACGCCCACGACGUCGACCCGACGCUGGAGCUGCAGUACAUGGCGCGGCUGAAGAGCAAGUGCACGAGCCUCGCCGACAACACGACGCUGGUGGAGAUGGACCCGGGGAGCUUCCGGACGUUCGACCUGGGCUACUUCAAGCACGUGGCCAAGCGGCGGGGGCUCUUCCACUCCGACGGCGAGCUGCUCACCAACGGCUUCACCCGCGCCUACGUGCUGCGCCACGCCGCCGGCUCCCAGGACGAGUUCUUCGCCGACUUCGCCGCCUCCAUGGUCAAGAUGGGCAACGUCGGCGUGCUCACCGGCAGCCAGGGCGAGAUCAGGAAGAAGUGCAACGUGGUUAACUAAUCCGAUCUCAUUAUUACCGUGUGAUUAUGGAUUGAUCAGCUUUUGAUUACGUGACAAUCUUUUUUUUUUCAUGUAGAUUAUCGCAAGAUUUCCCGUUCCUUUUUUUUUCCCUUGGUCGUUCCAAUCACUUCAUUAAUUAAUUGUUUUGUUUAUAUAGCCAGCCAUGCAUGUAACAAAGUUUUCUCCAAGUACUCGUCAUGAUCAGAUAAUAAGCUUCAUCUUUUUUCACCUU